Protopolystoma xenopodis is the source of this 318-nucleotide messenger RNA. Lineage: Eukaryota; Metazoa; Platyhelminthes; Monogenea; Polystomatidea; Polystomatidae. The record is from the annotation of a GenBank genome assembly.
GAUAAGAACCUGUCCGACUUAAUUCGUGAUAUAAACACGGGCACCCCCGAGGAUCGGUUAAGACUCUUGAUGCUGGCUGCAUUCUGUGGAGCUGAUUCAACUCGGUCGGAGACUAGUGGACGCAGUGAGUCGGGUAUUUCCACCACCCGCGAAGGCUUUGUAGUCGCUUCCACGGGUAACGUUGGCGCUGUGGGUGCUGGCGGAAGCUCCGUAUUUCGGCUGACUGAAGACGAGUUGGACAGUUUAAUCAAGCUAUUCGCACAGACCAAUCCAGAAAUAGACACAAGUGCUAUUAAAUACAUUAAGAGGAUGCGGUAA